Molecule: messenger RNA, 963 nt
Organism: Ustilaginoidea virens
Lineage: Eukaryota; Fungi; Ascomycota; Sordariomycetes; Hypocreales; Clavicipitaceae
Exons: 3
Coding region: 1-963 (320 amino acids)
Biological process (GO): maturation of SSU-rRNA from tricistronic rRNA transcript (SSU-rRNA, 5.8S rRNA, LSU-rRNA)
Cellular component (GO): nucleolus
Source: RefSeq, a predicted model, not a curated record
AUGGCCGUCCUGGGCAAGCGCAAAGCGUCAGCAUCCUCAACCCCACCUCUCGAUGCCGACGACCUUUUGCGCCGACACUUUGAAGCCCGCUUCCAGCCACUCGAAAUUCAAACUGCCCCCGCGAGCAAGUCGCUGCCGCAAGACGACCACGGCCACGGCCACGGCCACGACCACGACCACGAACACGACCACGACCACGACCACGACCACGGCCCCGAUGACGACCGCACCGGCUCAGAGUGGGAGGGCCUCUCCGACGACGACGGCGCCCAGGGCGGCGCCCACGUGUCUGACCACGACGAGGGCAGCACCGCCGUCCAAGUAGUCGAUCACUCCGUGCCGCACACCGCAAAGGAAAGCACAAUGUCCAAGCGAGAACUGAAAGCUUUCAUGUCCUCCCGACCGCCCGACCAGACCGUCCCGCCGACAAAGCCCCAUCCGGAAUCCUCGCCCAGGCCGUCGCCCUCCUCCCUUCCCGAAGACGCCCCUUCUCUACUCGCCCAGGACCUCGAGCUGCGCCGCCUCCUCGCCGAGUCGCACCUCCUCGCUCCCCACGCCGCCGCGAAAUCCCUCUCCGGCGUCUCCUCCACCCCCGCGCCGCCCAGAUCCUUUGCCGCCGGCCGCACGCGCCAAAAGGCCACGGAUCUCCGCGUGCAGGCCCUGGGCUCCACAGUGUCCGUCCUCAAGCAGGACAAGAUGCCAAUGCGUAUACGAAAGGGAAAGGCGGCCGCGGCGGAUGCUCGCGAGGCCAAGCGGCGCAGGGAGGCGAGGGAGAACGGAAUCGUGCUGGAGAGAGAGGCGGGCAAGCGGGCAAGGAGGCAGAGGAGCGGCAGCGGCAGGGGCGGCGCUGUCGACAGACCUGGAGUGGGGAGGAUGAAGGGUGCGGAAUUGCGCAUUUCCGAGAGCGACGUCCGUGGUAUCCAAGGGGCCAGAGAUGUAUUUGGUCGAAAGGGGAGGAGAUGA